AUAUAAAUCGAAACGAUCACUUCAGUCGUCACAUUCAAUCUCUUACCGUAGCACUUUCAAGAUAUCAUAUUUGAACGAGUUUAUAUAAACGUAUCACCAUGAAAUACAUUGUAGCUAUUGCUUUGAUGGCCGUUGCCGUUUUUGCUAGUCCAGAAUGGAAGAUUCAGACUGUCGAUAAUUUGAAUGCCUACCGACCAGAAUGCGCAAAAACAUUAAGCAUACCCGAAGACAAAGUGAACGAAUACAAGAAAUUCAACUUCCCUAAUGACGAGAAAACUCAAUGCUAUAUCAAAUGUAUCUUUGGCAAAAUGGGACUUUUUGAUGAGAAGGAUGGCUUCAACGUUGAACGCUUAGUUAAACAAUUGGGUCAAGGAAAGAACGAAACUACCAUUCGACCAGAAAUCGUGAAAUGUGCUGACAAAAAUCCACAAAAGACCAACGGCUGCCAAUGGGCAUACCGUGGUUUUGACUGCUUCAAGAAGGCCCAUUUGGAAUUGGUCCAAAACAGCAUAAAGAAGAACUAAAUUUGAAUUGUCCGAUUACUUUGUGCUAAUGAUGAAAAAAAAAAA
This is a messenger RNA of Contarinia nasturtii (swede midge), 569 nucleotides long. RefSeq names its product general odorant-binding protein 99a-like. Gene Ontology annotation, molecular function: odorant binding. Gene Ontology annotation, biological process: sensory perception of smell. NCBI's taxonomy places the organism in Eukaryota, Metazoa, Arthropoda, Insecta, Diptera, Cecidomyiidae. Bases 99 to 524 code for a protein of 141 amino acids. The record is from RefSeq and is a predicted model, not a curated record. The transcript is spliced from 4 exons.